Messenger RNA from Vidua macroura (Pin-tailed whydah), 3257 nucleotides. RefSeq lists its product as uncharacterized. Gene Ontology annotation, molecular function: glycerophospholipid phospholipase A1 activity; A2-type glycerophospholipase activity. The record is from RefSeq and is a predicted model, not a curated record. NCBI's taxonomy places the organism in Eukaryota, Metazoa, Chordata, Aves, Passeriformes, Viduidae. Gene Ontology annotation, cellular component: cytoplasm. Gene Ontology annotation, biological process: N-acylphosphatidylethanolamine metabolic process. The transcript has 8 exons. Bases 285 to 1739 code for a protein of 484 amino acids.
GUGAUCUUCUUGGUACCACGACUGGAAGCGGAGCCUUCUUCGGAGUGGGCGUGAAGUGUGAUGGGAGAGGCCGGCUGCGGAGCGGUGCUGGCAGUGAGCCCAGCAGAAUUCGCGGAAUUACCUCUGCCGUGACAUUUAUAAUGGGACAGCGGGCAGCGAGAGACCACGGCAGCAACGGGACAGGGGCUGAGCUGCCCCUGCACAGCCCUCGCCUCCCCGCCGCGCUCUGCCCUGCGCUGAGCCAGCCCAGCUGCAGCUGCACGUCCUGACUGCGCGAUCCUGAGAUGGGACAGGACAAUUGCAAACCCCAGACUGGGGACCUGAUCGAGAUCGACCGGCGACGGCAUCAGCACUGGGCCCUGUACGUGGGGGAUGGCUAUGUCAUCAACUUGAUACCUGUAGGCAAACAGGACCUAAAGCUGGGAGACUACAAGAUGCCAGUGUUCAUCAGAAAGGUGAAGAAGCAGCGCCUGAAGGAAGUAGUGCAAAAAAAAAAAUGGCGUGUCAAUAACGAGUGUGAUCAGUACCACACCCCUCUCCCCGUGAAGGAGAUCAUUCAGUGUGCUGAGCAUUAUAUUGACAAGGAGUUGACAUAUCGUGAGUUUGGUAGCAACUGUGAGCACUUUGUGAAAAAACUCCGCUAUGGUGGCCAGCUGAAGGCUUUUGUAGCUGGUGAAUUGCCCAUUCUUGGUAUGACAGAAGACACGGAUUACCCCAACCCUGGGGACCUGAUCGAGAUCAAAAGGGGACACUGGGCCCUUUACCUGGGGAAAGGAUAUGUCAUCCAUGUGACUGAUACAGAUGAAAGAGCCCCGUCCCUGUCAGCCAGCAGGAAGUCAAUACUCACUAGAAAGGCCAGGGUUACGAAGGAGCUCCUGGAAAAGGUGGCUGUAAAUGAUGACUGGGCUGUCAACAACAACUAUGACCAUUUCCGCACUCCUCUUCCCGUGGAGGAGAUCAUCUGGCGUGCUGAGGGUUGCAUUGGCAAGGAGCUGCCAUGUGAUGUGCUCAGCACAGGCUCUGAGGAUUUUGUGACACAACUCCGCUAUGGUGGCCAGCUGAAGGCUUUUGUAGCUGGUGAAUUGCCCAUUCUUGGUAUGACAGAAGACACGGAUUACCCCAACCCUGGGGACCUGAUCGAGAUCAAAAGGGGACUUUACACACACUGGGCCCUUUACCUGGGGAAAGGAUAUGUCAUCCAUGUGACUGAUACAGAUGAAGGAGCUCCAGCUCUGUCAGUCAGCAGUAGGACAAUACUCAGUAGAAAGGCCAAAGUGAAGAAGGAGCUCCUGAAGGAUGUGGUGGGAUAUGAUGAAUGGUGUGUCAACAACAAGUAUGACUGUCAGCGCAUUCCUUUCCCAAUGGCGGAGAUCAUCCGGCGUGCUGAGCACCAGAUUGAUAAGGAGGUGCCCUAUCGUUUGUUUCUCAAGAACUGUGAGCACUUUGUGACAAGGCUUCGCUACGGAGAGGGAGUCUCUGCACAGGCCAAGAAAGCACUUCAAAAUAUCAAUUCCAUUUCUUCUGCAGUGUCAGCUGGGAUUGGAGCUGCCAGUCUUAUUGCUGUGGCCAGUAUUCCUGUGUUUGGGCUUCCUCUUAUGGCCUGUGUUCCUUUUGUGGCUGCUGGUGGUGGUGGUCUUCUUGCCAGUAUUGGUUUCACUUCCAGCAAUAUUGCUCAUUCCUUCACUUCUGCCAAAUUUGAAAAGGCAGGGAAAGAUAUACUAGAACAGAGUUGCUGUUAGGAAGAGCUCAAGCAAGGCAUGGAGUCCCUGGUCACUGUUCAGCUUUUGCCGCAAGUGUAAUGGAGACUUACUAGCAACUGCUGUGAUAAUUAAUUCAAAGACCUAUUAAAAUGUAAAACUCCAAACUCAUCUUGCCUAAAAUCAUCUUUUAUCUGUUUGAGGAUAGCUUUGUGUGCAAGUAAUUUCUCCUUAUAUACCCUCCUCCACCUGCCUAAGACACUGACUUCUUUCUCAAGUUUUUGGGUGUUUUUUUCCCCAGGUCUCCCAAAGUCCCAUUUUAUAGCAAACCCUCUUUCUGGGCCUUCACCAGCCAGCCAGACAGUACUCAGACCCUUCUAGCUCCCUUUCUUCUUUUGGAAGAGAUAAAGUUGUAUUAUGGGGCUUUUUCCCAACUCUCAGGGUCCCUACAGUCAAUCUAUACCCUGACUGUAAUUAUACAGCUUUUCAGAUCCUUUUCAACUUGAAGCCCUGUAUGGCCUUUCUCCCCUGCUGAGUGAUACCAAUAAAGAUUAAAACCAAUGGUGAGAACCAUGUACUGAUAAACAGUGGGGAUGCAACAAUGACUCAAAACACCAGAAUGGUACCAACAAACUGAAUCAGGCCCUUAAUAGUCAGGUGUUCAGAGCAAAGCAGAAGCUUGACCUUCCCUGCUCAAAACAGAAAACACAAAUCCUACUUUCAGCUACAGUACUGUGGGUUUAGUGCUGCAGAUGGUUUCUGUGUUUAGGAUCUAUGUUUAGGGUCUCUCAGAAGACUAGAAAACAGUUCAAAUUCCAUAGACAAAUAUUUUUGCCUUAAGGUAUUGCAGAGCAAAUUAACUACCCUUCAUCUGCAGCAGUUUGUUUCUUUUGUUUUAUUCUGCAGCUAGAAUUUUAAUACCCAGAUUAAGCUGCUGUUGUUUUUACAUUACUAAUUUGCUCAACAGUUCUGGGAAUCAAGCACAUUUCUACACAAACAGGUAAUGAUCUUCACAUACAUUUUGUUAAAAGGCAUUUUUACUGGCUGCUCCAUGACUGUCUGCAGCAUCUGGAUUGAAAGAUUUUUAAGUAAGGGCAGGCAAAUCUAUUCUGCGGUCACCAUUAUAUUUUGCCCUUUCCACUUCUGUACCUGAUUGAGAAACAUUAGCUACCAUGCACAAAGCUCUCCUAACAUCACAAAAAACCUCCCAGAACUGAAAUUUGAGGGUCAAGCCCAAUUCAAACCCUCAUUCUUCUAUAUUUGUUUACAGUUCCUGAGGAAUUAAGCUGGUUUAUCAGCACCUUUGAGAGCUGUGCACUCCUGCUCACAACUCCAUACCUCAGAGCAGGCAGCAAUACCCUGUGAGCAAACUCACCAGAUCAGCUCCAGCAGACACUGGAGGUUGGGGACUUUGGAGGUGAAAGAUGAGGUCACAGACACAUCCUGUUCUAACAUUGAUAUCACUGCAUGGACCACUUUCAAAGCCUGAAAUCCAUGACAGUCACAAGGUGGAAAAAUAUCCUUCCCACCUCAUAAUUAAUAAACAAUGAACUGUUUUUU